CUUUUAAAGGACAACGAUGAGCGGCAGCGACGAUGAUGCGACACAAAUAUCUCGAGAGGAUGAAGAGCUCGCUUACGAAAUCUAUUUUUGGAUUGUUCGCUGCAUUUGUGAGAAAGGAGUUGUCAAGAUCAGCGAGCUUCGUAAAAUCUACCAGUCGACCGUCGUCAAGGAUAGAUCAGUUCAGUUCAGACCUCUGCCGGGAGUCUUGAAAGCUGUCAAUGAGAAUUUGCUGCAUUGGCAGGGAUGGAAUGCAGUCAUCCAAGACGAUCGCCUCACAUAUGUGAAUGUGAAUGGAGAUGCACCGAAUGAAGUGAGAGCAAGUGAGACCGAGAGAACAUUGGGACUUCUCAAGAAUGUGUUGAUGUAUGUUUUUGUGGCGACGAAGCCUCAAUCGAAACAUCCAGGAGUUGCUCAAGAAGAUCUGAUGUCUUAUAUGGAAGCUUCAAUGUCAACACACUCUGAUCGGAAACUUUCCCUGGAUCAUAUGGAAUUCCUGAAGAAAUUAAUCGCUCCAAACGCUCGUUCCGAGUUCAUCAAAAAGGGAUAUCUCGCAUUUACGAAAUCUGUGAACGAGAACGACGAAGAAGUGUUCCGAUACGAAUGGGGACCGGCUGCUCGUCAAACUGUCGACCCACUUGCACUCGUUCAAACCUUCCAACAAUUGACAGGAAUGAAACCGGAAAUGCUGAAAGAGCAAACUGAAAGAGCCAAUGAAUUGAAGGCUGAGCAAGUGGCUGCUGUUACUCGGGGCGGUGUGCUCAGGACUAGAGGACAGUAGGACGGAUCCAAUAAAAGAAACCAUAACAUUGAUCUCCUAGUAUCUUUUUUUUAUGAAUAAAAACAUUAGAUUUGC
Caenorhabditis elegans is the source of this 853-nucleotide messenger RNA. RefSeq names its product MAGE domain-containing protein (gene mage-1). The coding region runs from base 17 to 778 and encodes 253 amino acids. Lineage: Eukaryota; Metazoa; Nematoda; Chromadorea; Rhabditida; Rhabditidae. The transcript has 5 exons. The record is from RefSeq and is marked reviewed.